CACUAAAAUUCCGAGAAUUUUUUUAAGAAUUACAAUCUCGAGAAUUUGAGAUUUAAAAUCGCAAUGUUUAAAUUGUUCUUUCGGUGUCGCGUAAAAAAUUUGAAGACGUCUAAAACAUUCCGUUUUUUUUUCUCAAGAAUUUGUGAGAAAUUUUUUAGACACACGUGUUGUGCCUGAGUAGAUGGAUAUAGCUUAUUAUUUAGCUGGCUAUACUUUCAAGUAAACCACGUGAUGCUGAAAUAGACGCGACGGAAGUCUUAAAGCUUACAUGCCGCGGCAUAAAUAUUUCAUUGACGUAAUCACAAUGUCUAUAAAUCGCUAUAUUUCUUAUUUGAAUAAAAACGACGCGGUAAGGAAAUGUAAUGUCAUUACAGCAUCGAAUUACAAGGAUGUCGCAAGAUAAUACCUACGAGAACGAGGAAAAUAAAAAGCUUUCAAACACGUCUCUCAAAUCUUAACAAAACUAAUAUUAAGGGUCGGUUUACUUGUAUAAAUCAGUGUGCAUGUCAUUUUCCUAACGCGGCGUAAGCUUCACUAAAACUUGUCCGAUGGUCGCGGGGGACAAAUGCGACCUGGAUUGAGUCGCAGCUUGCAGGCGGUUUUCCAGGGGCUGAACGGAGUCGCGAUACAUAUCCUGAGGUCAAGUGAAACCAAUCACGAAGAGUAUCGCACGGCGCAUCAAUUGACGGCAUCGCCAGAGAACGGGGGGCGCGGGAGAAGUUGCCUCUUCUCGAUGAAACACGGAUAUUCGUCUGACGGUGGAGGCGCGUACGCGAAGCGAAGCGUUAAAAUUAAAUCUAGCCAGAGGCCGUCGCCGCGUCCUCUCGAGCUCAGUCUCAAGAGCAUCCCCUAGCUGCACGGAUGCAUCCCGGUCGUCGAUCGAACUAGCAUCCCCCGUCGCGAUUCUCUCUCUUUCUCCGUGAACCGCCCCUCCCUUUGUGCGACGCGCAUCCGAUAAUCUGCGAACGUUCGAGGAUUCCUCGCGAGACGUCCAAUUCGCGCGAACUCGAGGCUCUCGAGCACCCUCACCUAAAAACUUGUCGAGGUAAUCCUUCGUCGUAUUAAGAUCCAAGUUUCUAAUUCGACAGUUGCAACUGCGUUCUCAUUGCACUCAUUAGCGUCAACUUAUUCAUAGAACCCCUCUCGUUGUUGGACACACGUAACAUCUACCGUCGCGGAUGCUGUUUUCGCACACUCGAAGCGGAUAAUAUAGUUGUGAGAUAAUUUUGCAAUGCGCCAAGAAGGACAUUAUAUAAAAUUUUUAGCGGGAUUAGCAGGACGUCGCGAGGAAUUUAAACGGCGUCCAGCCAGAUCCUCGAGAAAAAGAAAGAGAGAGAGAGAGAGAACGCUCGACUGUGCAAUCACCGGAGGACACAUGGACCGAGAGGACGAGGACUUUGGCGAGGGCUACAUCGCGGAGUCGCACCCGCUGAGACCGACGCAUCUCACGGUACCGCUCGGUGGACGCUCCAACUCGCGUGCCCCCAGCAUCAGCAGCAGCGUCAGCGAUCUCGACGUUCCGAUAUACACCAGGGAGACCACCAUACCUCUCUUAGCGAGGAAGGGGAAAGAAGACGGGAUAUGGGAAGCAAUUGAAUCGACCUAGUUAGACCUAGCUACAUCUCGACGGUCUCGAAAUCAGGCGGCGCAAUGGAUACGAAAGAUUUUUAAGAUUUGGACUGACUUGACAACGAAGCUCCUCUUGAACCGUCUCAUAAAUUAUGUAUUUAUCGGGUGUACAAUCGCCAACAUUUUAAUUACGCAUUAACCCGUCAUUGUCGUAUCAGUCGAUCGUCUCAAUUACAGUUGUUCCCGCUCGUUAUCGUUCAAUGACAGAUUCAACGCGAUAAGGAAAUUAUUCGAGACAGCCGUGUCGAGUGUCAGAAUCUCCACGGAAUCAUAAAUAUAAUAAAUUGUCAGCUGAAUCCAACUGAUAUCAGGUGGAAAAUAAGAGAGAGUAGAAAGUGGAAGAUCCUCGGGUGGAAAGUAUUAUUAGAGAAAAGUCCCCUAAUAUGGGAUAGCGGGGUUUCUGUUAAAUUAAU
Molecule: messenger RNA, 2042 nt
Organism: Vollenhovia emeryi
Lineage: Eukaryota; Metazoa; Arthropoda; Insecta; Hymenoptera; Formicidae
Exons: 3
Coding region: 1232-1606 (124 amino acids)
Source: RefSeq, a predicted model, not a curated record